UCCUCACUCUGCCAUUUUACCCAAUUCUCUAUUUCUCUGCAAUCCUCUGUCAGCAGGAAAAACAAAAUCCCUAAUGUGUCCCACGGGUCUCCACGUAAACCGAAACCUGGCCGCCCAAUCGGCGGAAAUCCGGCCGGCUUUCGAUGUCAUCGACGCCGACCGCGACGGCCGGAUUAGCCGCGACGAUCUCCGCUCCUUCUUCUCCCGCUUCCCCGCUGCUUCCGACGACGUCAUCGCCGCUAUGAUAUCCGCCGCCGACGCCGACCGAAACGGUUUCGUGGAGUUCGAGGAAUUCGAGAGCGUUCUUCCCGCCGCCGCCGCUGGCGGAAUGAUGGAUGAGGCCUUCCGCAUGAUGGACCGUGACGGCGAUGGGAGAGUGGGGUUUGAGGAUUUGAAGGCUUAUCUGAGCUGGGCGGGGAUGCCUACCGACGACGAAGACGUGCGAGAGAUGAUCCGUUCAGGCGGUUGCGAUGAGGCCUCCGGCGUUGGAUUUGAUGACCUUCUGCGGAUCCUGGCCGUUGAUUCUGGCAAGAGUGGCUGGUGAAAGAAUUGCGUGACAGAUUGCGAGGGGUGAUGAUGGACGGUUCUGAUGAAUUGAUGAGAUGGAAGGUUUUUAUUGCAAUGGUUGGGAUGAAUAAACUCCGUUGGAAUUUUGGUCUAUAAUUUUGAUUAUUUUUGGCGUGAUUGUUAUUUGUUACUUUAUAGAAAUUUUCAUGAUAAGCUUUGAUAUAGGUGAAAGGAAAUUUAUUAGAGAUUUCAAAGUA
This is a messenger RNA of Dendrobium catenatum, 764 nucleotides long. Its product is annotated as calcium-binding protein CP1-like. Bases 74 to 544 code for a protein of 156 amino acids. Gene Ontology annotation, molecular function: calcium ion binding. The record is from RefSeq and is a predicted model, not a curated record. The transcript has a single exon. NCBI's taxonomy places the organism in Eukaryota, Viridiplantae, Streptophyta, Magnoliopsida, Asparagales, Orchidaceae.